AUGAUGUCCCCAUCGAUGAAGUCCAUGUCCAAGGCAGCCAAUCCCCCAGCCCUCCUCCCCGUUUCCCACGUCUCGGUGGACGACAACGAGCCCUCCAGUUCCUCCUCCUACGCUUCCUCAGGAUCCGAGAAGUAUUCUACCUUUGGGUUCAGCAAUACCGGCAACCGUUUCCCCUCGAGGAGCAGUUCGCGAUUGACAGACCCUACCCCUCCGCUCUCGCCUACCCAACCCGCACCGGCCAAAGCUGUCGAUGGAACUGUUCUCAUUGCUGAGCAGAAUCAAGCGAAGCCUCAGAUGCCGUCUUUGCUGUGUGUGCUUAGCACGAGCACGGAGUCGGUGGAUGGACCUGAAGAUUCGGGCUCCUCGAAGCAGGUCGUUGUUAACGAUCCCGUGUCUGUGACGAUUCGCCCUGACGCCAUCGUCCCCGAGAUCACGAGCAUCCUGCCCUACCUCGACGCGCGCUUCCCGCACGGGAUCCCGGUAGUCUUGAACGCGCUCGCGAAAUGGAGGAACGACAACGAGGAACAGCUCACGGAACACGACAGGCUUGUUCUCAAGGACAUCGAAGAGUCGGAGUCGCUUAGGGUUUGGAGGGAGGAGUAUUACGAGAGUGGAUUGAGUGGUGGUAGGGCUUUUGGGAGUGCGGUUGGAGAGAAGAACUCGGAGUUGAGCACCUUCGGUAACCCGUUCACUUCACCGCCUGUCAGCCCUACCCAUGGGUACCACCCUGAAGAACCGCUCGUAGUCUCAGACAGACUGGUUUCUAUCGUGGCAGCGCCACAAGAGACUCGAGUGAACGUUCCGGAGGGCGGUCAUGGGAAUGGGAAUCAAGCAACAAUGUUGCAGGUUCACAUCGUCGACGGGUUCGUGGAAUGGAAUGGGGGGUACGCGCAGCUGUUCUCUACUGCACCGAGCCUUGCAUGUCUCGCUGGUGGUGCAGUGGAGGACGGAGAGGGCAUCAAGUCGUCUGCUACGUUCGAUACUUCGUCGUGUAGCGAGUUCGAAACUACCAACUGGGCCGCCAUCACUUCCCCGACGGCGUCCGAAUUGGAAGAACUCCUCCCAUCGGCAUCGAGCUGCAACUGGUUCGACGACUUGAAGGACAUGCCCGCCGCCGAAGUCGCACCGGGCGAUUGGACAAACUACGACUGGCUCAACACUCCGUUCGAACCCCAAGUCGACAACAAAUCGAACGUGGGCUUUACGGGCAUGAUCAAUAAUCCACUCUCGACACCCGUUCUGCGACCCCUCGAAGGGCUCGGUAUACCCUCGCCUCUAAGCUUGGCUACGCCCUCCGACCCCCCUUCCGCUGCCAUGGCCGAGUUCACCACCUCCAUGAAUGCCGCUUCAGCGGCGUCGACGACGAUGACGACGACGACGAGCUGGCCUCAUCCGUUCCCCAAACCUGUUAUCGCCAGCGAUGACUUUGUUUGGCCGUCGAUGUUCCCGGCGGUGGGUGAAUGGCCGACUUCUGAGUUCAGCGGCCAAGUUUCUGGAGACGCUUCCGCGGACCAUUCAGGCACUUCGGUUGCGUACCCUCUGCACGGGGCCGAAGGGGCUCCUUCGCCUGAACUGCGCCCAGUCGGGGACAGCCAGGAACUCAGCCCGCUCUUCACUCCUCGCCUUCCAGGUCUCUCCCCUAUCUCGUUCGAAGCUCUCUGCUACUACCCCCUGGGACAGGACAACGCGUUGGUACCUGUCCAAUUUUCCGAGGGCGAAGCACCACAACCCGACCUCGCUUCCCAAGCUACAACGAAGCACACCAAUCCCCACGUGGCUACCAUAACCGCCACCCCGCCCAAAAACCUCCAGUUUACGGGCAACGCUUCUGAUUUUGGUUUUGAAUCCGUGUCCAUCUCUGCUCCUGUUCCCGCCUCUGUUCCAGCAGCUGUUUCUGGUAUCACCCUUCAGGAUGCCGCCACUGUCAGCAGACAGGUCCCCGCCAAGCUCCUCGUGACUUCUUCCCGUCUCGUACCGGUUUCCGUCACCCCUGAACAAUUGGAGACCUUGUCUUCCACGUCCGCUGUUCCCUUUGACGCGUCUCAUUUAUCGAAAUCCGAUCCUUCCGUUCAUCAUGAAGACCUCGAUAUCAUAGAGCUACGCGAGCUUCCGGUUCAAGUGGACCUGAAGCAGUCUGCAGCUCCUGGCUCUGGUUUGUCUCGGAAGCGUUCUGAUGGUCGUUCGAGAGGCACCGUCAGACCGAAGGUUCGGACUCCUCGAGAGACUACCAGCGAUGGUGUCCCCUCGCCGUUCUCGCCCAGGUCCCAAGGCAGCAACUCGUCUAUCCGCGAACCCCGUCCGAAGUCCAGGUCAAAGACCGACUCGAGGCCGAAACGAUGGAACGAAUUCCGCGACCGUCCCGACUACACUCGCAGCCCUGCUGACAAGAAGACCCUGACAAGCGAGUCGUAUCCUCUUUUCAUGGCUCGUCUCCAACUCGCCGCUGCCGAGGAAUCGAACUUUAAUAGUUCAUCGGAUGAAGACGCUGACGGCUCCCCCUCAUUCUCACCCUCCGCCCUUUUGAUGGCGCCUAGAAGGCCCCGGCGGCAGCGCCGCCGUAUUGAUAUAAACUGGGAGGAGGAAGAGGUUGAGCCGGCCAGCCCUAUUUCGUCUCCAUGUAUCUUGCUCGAUGGCUCCUACGCAUACGACUCUGAUACGCCGACGCCCACGCUUGUUGUACCUGGUGUUCACAAGCGAGUGAGGCAGCUUCGGAGUGCAGUGGACUUGCCUACCUCCGUCUCCGGUCCCCCGCAGUGUUCCUCCACCUGGCCAAUGCGACAUGGGCAGAGCCCACAGCGCGUGUUGGACUCCAGCUUGGAUCUGAAGUCCGGGAAGGCCCCUUUGCGUUCGGCACACCAGUAUGUUCCACAGGUUCGCAGCUCGUUGGUUCCCUCGCAGAGUCCCCCGCUUGCGAGUGACGGAUUCUCAGCUCUGUCCAAUGGUGUCCCAUUUGUUUCUCGACGUGCGGAGAUCCUCAGGUUUGCCGCGUCCCUCUCCGACGAAAUCGUGGAGAUGCUGAGGAACGACAACCCUGGAGACGUCGACAUCGAACCGGUCUCUGUCGACAUCUCGCCGUCCUUCGGAGCUAGCAUGACUCCCUCGCAUUCGGUUGGUCACCUCGCCAGUGUGACCAGCCUCGGAAAAGGCGUUCCCUCGAGUUUAUCAUCCGAACUUCACUCGCGCGCCAGUUCCAUGAUCUCCUCGUCCACGCGCACCUCUGUGGAUGGGCUGGCGGAGCAGCUUCAGGGGCUUGAUGGACCCAAGUAUAACACCCUUGACAGCACUUACCGUUACCCCAAGCGCCAACUGCACAGCAUCCCGGAGGAGCUCGUCAAAUCCGAAUCGCUUUAUCAGACUCCCAUAUUCACGGAAGACCUCUUCACUCCUUCACAAUUAUCGACAUCAUCGACCCUAUCGACUCUCUCGAAUCUAUCCUCUUUCGAUCUGCAUUCCCUGAUGGUCGGCACACUGCCUACUGCCGCCCACUCAUCACGCAGGCGCAAGCGCCAGAUCGUCCUCUCGACUCUCAAACUCGCUCUUCACCCCCUACGCUCCUUCGCGAGCAAAGUUGCGUCACUUUCGUUUUCUCGGCCGCCGCCACUGUCGUCAAUAUCGUCCCCGGCCAUGGUCGUCCAUCAAGACAUCCCACAAGACUUGAACCUGACUGGCCAACGACGGGCGGCUAAUAGGUAUUUAGGUAUACGAGGUCGUUCACCAAUGUCUGGAACGGUCAGAAGUUUCUUGUUCUGA
Coprinopsis cinerea okayama7#130 is the source of this 3750-nucleotide messenger RNA. RefSeq lists its product as hypothetical. Bases 1 to 3750 code for a protein of 1249 amino acids. The record is from RefSeq and is a predicted model, not a curated record. NCBI's taxonomy places the organism in Eukaryota, Fungi, Basidiomycota, Agaricomycetes, Agaricales, Psathyrellaceae. The transcript is spliced from 11 exons.